This is a messenger RNA of Dipodomys spectabilis (banner-tailed kangaroo rat), 2891 nucleotides long. RefSeq names its product tetratricopeptide repeat protein 30B. Gene Ontology annotation, cellular component: axonemal microtubule; intraciliary transport particle B. Gene Ontology annotation, biological process: intraciliary transport. The transcript has a single exon. The record is from RefSeq and is a predicted model, not a curated record. Gene Ontology annotation, molecular function: protein binding; intraciliary transport particle B binding. NCBI's taxonomy places the organism in Eukaryota, Metazoa, Chordata, Mammalia, Rodentia, Heteromyidae. The coding region runs from base 206 to 2203 and encodes 665 amino acids.
GGCCUGAAGGAAUGUCUUCUCUACUCGGCACUCCGGCACUUCUUAAUUGGAGUCUUUGAGGACUAAGCCAAGAGACUGAAACGCUCCUGCUAGUGGUUUGCUUUGGUUCGGAACCGGUUACUGCCGCUGCAAAGUAACAAGACCGACGCCCAUUUCCGGUUGGCCGGUUGCCGUGGAAACGAGUAAGCACAGUUCUCCAGCGGUUAUGGCGGGGCUGAGCAGCGCUCAGAUCCCCGACGGGGAGUUCACGGCGGUGGUGUACAGACUCAUCCGCGACGCCCGCUACUCCGAGGCCGUGCAGCUGCUGGGCGCAGAGCUGCAGCGCAGCCCCAAGAGCCGCGCCGGCCUCUCCCUGCUCGGCUACUGCUACUACCGCCUGCAGGAGUUCGCCCUGGCCGCCGAGUGCUAUGAGCAGCUCGGCCAGCUCUACCCCGACAUCGAGCAGUACCGCCUCUACCAGGCCCAGGCCCUGUACAAGGCCUGCCUCUACCCAGAGGCCACCCGCAUCGCCUUCCUCCUCCUCGACAACCCAGCCUACCACAACCGGGUCCUGCGCCUGCAGGCUGCUAUCAAGUACAGUGAGGGAGACCUGCCAGGGGCCAGGAGCCUGGUGGAGCAGCUGCUGGGUGGGGAGGCUGGCGAGGAGGGAGGGGGCGAGAAUGACACUGAUGGCCAGGUCAACCUGGGCUGUUUGCUCUACAAGGAGGGACACUAUGAAGCUGCCUGUUCCAAGUUCUUUGCCGCCCUGCAGGCCUCGGGCUACCAGCCUGACCUUUCCUACAACUUAGCCCUGGCCUAUUACAGCAAUAGGCACUAUGCUCCAGCUCUGAAACACAUAGCCGACAUUAUUGAGCGUGGUAUUCGCCAGCACCCAGAGCUGGGUGUGGGCAUGACCACUGAGGGCAUCGAUGUUCGCAGUGUGGGCAACACCACAGUCCUCCACCAGACUGCUCUGGUGGAAGCCUUCAACCUCAAGGCAGCCAUAGAAUACCAGCUGAAAAACUUUGAUGCUGCUCAAGAAGCCCUCACUGACAUGCCCCCUAGGGCAGAAGAGGAAUUGGACCCUGUGACCUUGCACAACCAGGCACUCAUGAACAUGGACACCAGGCCUACAGAGGGCUUUGAAAAGCUACAGUUUUUGCUGCAACAGAAUCCCUUUCCCCCAGAGACCUUUGGCAACCUCUUACUGCUCUACUGUAAAUAUGAGUAUUUUGAUCUGGCAGCAGAUGUCCUGGCAGAGAAUGCACAUCUGACUUAUAAAUUCCUCACACCCUAUCUCUAUGACUUCUUGGAUGCAAUGAUCACUUGCCAGACAGCUCCUGAAGAGGCUUUCAUUAAGCUUGAUGGGCUAGCAGGGAUGCUGACUGAACAGCUCCGGAAACUCACUAUACAAGUACAAGAAGCAAGACACAAUAGAGAUGAAGACCUUGUUAAAAAGGCAUUGAUUGAAUAUGAUGAUGCCCUUGAGAAGUACAUUCCUGUGUUGAUGGCCCAGGCAAAAAUCUACUGGAACCUUGAAAAUUAUUCAAUGGUGGAGAAGAUCUUCCGCAAGUCCGUGGAAUUCUGUAAUGAACAUGAUGUGUGGAAGCUGAAUGUGGCUCAUGUCCUUUUCAUGCAGGAAAACAAAUACAAAGAAGCCAUUGGUUUCUAUGAGCCCAUAGUCAAGAAGCAUUAUGAUAACAUCCUGAAUGUCAGUGCUAUUGUGUUAGCCAACCUCUGUGUUUCCUACAUUAUGACCAGUCAAAAUGAAGAAGCUGAGGAGUUGAUGAGGAAGAUUGAAAAGGAAGAAGAGCACCUGUCCUAUGAUGACCCAGACAAGAAAAUCUACCAUCUCUGCAUUGUGAAUUUGGUGAUAGGAACACUUUAUUGUGCCAAAGGAAAUUAUGACUUUGGCAUUUCUCGAGUUAUCAAAAGCUUGGAACCUUAUAAUAAAAAGUUAGGGACUGAUACUUGGUAUUAUGCCAAAAGGUGCUUCGUAUCCUUACUAGAGAACAUGUCAAAGCACACAAUCAUGCUUCGUGACAAUGUUAUUGAAGAAUGUGUUCAGUUUCUAGAACACUGUGAAGUUUUUGGUAGGAAUAUACCUGCUGUUAUAGAGCAACCCUUGGAAGAAGAAAGAAUGCAUACUGGAAAGAAUACAGUCACUUAUGAAUCCAGACAGUUAAGAGCUUUAAUUUAUGAAAUUAUAGGGUGGAAUAUGUAGUUAUUCUGGAUAAUGGGUUAAUCAUGAUGACUUCAUUCUGUGAGUUUUGUGCUUUUUAUCUGCAGUUAGUCUUUAAUAUUUAUAUUUGUUGUAUGUUAAAUUUUGUACACUUUACCACUAUAACAAAAGAUAAAACUUUCACUUUUAACUUUUCAUACAAUAUUGUGUGAUCUUACUCCAGAAGCUGUGAAAAGCUCUGGACUGAGCAGGACUGUUGCGUUUAUUAGAAUUUCUAACACUGUUCUUUUUAUCUUUUUGCUUUGUUGUUGAUUUUGAGGAACUUACACAUGUAUUGCACUAUUCAGGGAUCAGACACUAAAUCUAUAACCCUUAGAAAUUAAUAUGUAUGAUCUGGGUUUUUUAAUCAUUUCUGGGAAUGUUUAUUCUAGCCUCACAAUUUAGCCAUUUAAUUGUACUAAUAUGUGUAUAUUCUUAGAAUUUGGGAUGUCUUGGCAGUGUUUUACAAAAUAGAUGCAAUGUUUUUGGUUUUAAGAUAGGGUUUUGCUAUGUAGCUCAGGCUGGCCUGAAAAACAGCCUCCUAGAGUUUUGAGAUUACAAGUAUGUACCAGCACAGCAACCCAGAAACAAUGCUUUAUUUAAAUGGUUCUUUUACUGUUGAGGAUUCAGUGGGAAGUCUUGUUCACUUAACUGUCAUGCUGUGAUGUAGAUAAUAAAAGAUUACCAAAGA